AACUCAAAGUCUGAACCUUUAGUUUAGAAACAGACCAAAAUCAACCACUUCUUUCUUUCUUCCUCUGUUUUCUGUUUCUGUCUCUAAUGGCUAUGGCGAUAUGAAGCUUGAAUAGCUUUCACACUCUCUUUCCACCAUCCAUGGCUACCCUUUUGAAAAAAGUAUGGGAUUCAGUCUCCAAGCGCUCCUCUCCCACUCCCAGACCCGACUCAUCCGAACGCCACAGUCUCUCUCCUCAUCCGCCAUCGCCGUCUUCCCCCUUCCAGGAGAUACCUUCAGAUGUUUUUCUGCAAAUCCUCAAAAUUCUGGGACCCAAAGAAGCUGCCAAGAUGAGUGUGGUCUGCAAGUACUUCAAUUCCGUGGCUUCAGACGAAAAGCUUUGGGUUUUCUUCCUCCAGAAUGAGAAUGCUUCUCCUCCUCACUCUUGGGAUUCUCUUAUGUUUGCCGAAACCCAUUUGAGAUCUGCUUAUCCCCUUCCAACCCUCACACCUCAACCGACCCAAUUGUCUUUUAUGCGGAUUUAUGGUCAACGUUUGAAAGUCCCUGGCUCAAUUAUCAUUGAUGGUGGCUCUGGCUAUUGCAAAUACGGUUGGAGCAAGUAUGCUGCUCCAUCUGUGCGCUCUGCUACUUUCUUGGAAUUUGGUAACAUUGAGUCUCCAAUGUAUUCCAGACUUAGACAGUUUUUUUCCACUAUUUAUAACAGGAUGCAGGUAAGAGCACCAUCACAGCCAGUGGUUGUGUCUAUACCAAUAUUGCAUUAUGAUGAUACUGAAUCUGCAAAAGCAUCAAGACGGCAACUCAAGGAAGCUAUAUACACAACACUAUUUGACAUGAAUGUUCCUGCUGUUUGUGCAAUUAAUCAGGCAACUUUAGCUUUGUAUGCUGCUAGAAGAACUUCAGGAAUUGUUGUAAAUAUUGGGUUUCAAGUCACAUCGGUUGUUCCAAUUUUACAUGGUAAAGUAAUGCGCAAAGUGGGUGUGGAGGUUGUGGGACUGGGAGCACUAAAACUUACCGGGUUUCUUAAGGAGUUGAUGCAGAAGAACAAUAUUAGUUUUGAAUCGCUGUACACCGUUCGCACUUUGAAAGAGAAUCUCUGUUAUGUUGCCUAUGAUUAUGAAGCUGAGCUACUCAAAGAUACACGAGCAUCAUCUGACGCAGCAGGAGAAGGUCAGUUCACUCUUUCAAAAGAGCGGUUUCAAACAGGAGAAAUCUUAUUCCAGCCACGAAUGGCAGGAGUGCGAGCAAUGGGUUUGCACCAGGCUGUAGCACUCUGUAUGGACCAUUGUGAUGCUGCAGAAUUAACAAAUGAUAAUGCUUGGUUCAAGACUGUCAUACUAUCAGGUGGCUCGGCAUGUUUACCCGGACUGGCAGGGCGACUAGAAAAGGAACUGCAUGGAAUACUCUCUCCAUCUUUGUCCAGUGGAGUUAAGGUCAUUCCUCCUCCAUAUGGCCAAGACACGGCAUGGUUUGGCGCUAAGCUUAUCAGCAAUUUGAGCACGUUCCCCGGCCCUUGGUGUGUGACAAAGAAGCAGUUUCGACAAAAUCCCAGAAUCAAACGCCGAUGGUGAAUCCUCUUUAUCAAAUACAGUUGUACACUUACAGAAAAACUCGAAGUCAACCUUAUCUUGUGGAGGGCUUUGAAGAUCUUUCAACUUAUAAAUUUAUACAAAAAGAAAGGAUAGAACUCUGUCAAAGACUAUAGGCUGUUUUUGAUUUAGUCUUUGACUUAUAUGGUGUGUAUUCAUUGUCUUGAAUGCAAGUAUUAUGGAAUAAUAAUGUUAUGCUGUGACAUUUGUGCUACUACAUUAAUAAAAUCACACACAAAAAAGAAGGUUGUAAUGCUUAUGGAACUUGUGGUGUAACUAUUUAUGAGAAUGUAUACUCCAACUGUUUCUCAGCUUCA
Humulus lupulus (European hop) is the source of this 1903-nucleotide messenger RNA. RefSeq names its product actin-related protein 8. The coding region runs from base 141 to 1568 and encodes 475 amino acids. The record is from RefSeq and is a predicted model, not a curated record. The transcript is spliced from 12 exons. Lineage: Eukaryota; Viridiplantae; Streptophyta; Magnoliopsida; Rosales; Cannabaceae. Gene Ontology annotation, molecular function: protein binding.